Molecule: messenger RNA, 606 nt
Organism: Fusarium venenatum
Lineage: Eukaryota; Fungi; Ascomycota; Sordariomycetes; Hypocreales; Nectriaceae
Product: cytochrome c oxidase subunit VB-domain-containing protein
Biological process (GO): mitochondrial electron transport, cytochrome c to oxygen
Cellular component (GO): mitochondrial envelope
Source: RefSeq, a predicted model, not a curated record
AUGUUCCUGCAACGCUCCGCCAUCACUGCGGCUCGCCGCGUCGCCGCCCGACCUGCUGUCGCUCGCACCUUUGUCACCUCCGUCGCUCGCCGUGAUGCCAGCCGCCCUGCCACCCCCAGCGAGCAGGCUGCUGCUCUUGCUGGCACUGCCGAGAAGAAGGUUGGAUCCUACAAGGUCCUGAAGGAGAUCCAGACUGAGGAGGAUCUCUUCGGUCCUGGUGCCGCCCCCGGUACCGUCCCUACCGAUCUCGAGCAGGCCACCGGUCUCGAGCGUCUGGAGAUUCUCGGUAAGAUGGAGGGUGUCGACAUCUUCGACAUGCGCCCUCUCGAGGCCACCCGCCUCGGAACGAUGAAGGACCCCAUCAUGGUCCGAUCUGCUGGUGAGGAGCAGUUUGCUGGUUGCACUGGUUUCCCUGUCGACUCUCACAGUGUUACCUGGCUCGGCAUCACCCGCGAGCGCCCUAUCGAGCGAUGCCCCGAGUGCGGCAGCGUCUACAAGAUGGACUACGUCGGUCCUGAGGACGAUCACCACCACCACCACCCUCCUGAGUUUGAGGAGCCCAAGACUUUUGCCGAUUACAUCAAGCCUGAGUACCGAUACAAAUAA